AAAAGUAAAUUUUACUCGACCAAAUUCAAUCCACCGAAGAAAGAGUCAAGAGAUAAAAAGCUUUCGGAUGGUAUAAAACGAUAUCUGGCCAAAAAAGAGGAAGAACAGCGCGUAGAGAAAGAACGAAAGAGACAAAAAUAUGAACGAUUUAUGGCAUUACGUUCGGAUGCUGAUAAAAAGGAAAAUGUUGAUCAGUUGAACCAAAAACGGACUUCAAACGAUGAUGGCAAAAAACGGCGACCGCGUAAAAAUCUCUACGAUCCAAAAGCUGAACGUGAAGCUGCAGAACGUAAAAUGAAAAUGAGUCACCGGCCACCACCACCCGCCAUGGAUUACAAUGCUCUCUUGAAAUUGGCCGAAGUUAAACAACAUGAAACCGUUCAGAUCGUGGCACCGAAACGCAAAAAGUCCGACAGACCCAUGACAGAGAUAGAAAAACAAGAGAUGGAAGAAAGAAUGCAAAAGCGAAAUGGUUUGGUCACUAAAUCACUGGCAACUGAUGAGGGGCAUAUCACUGAUGAACAACCCAAUAGCAAAAAACCCAAAUUGAAUGCUGCAACUUUGCCAAAACAAACAUCAUCAACAACCAAUGGCAAAAAAUCAAGUGGUUCGGCAAGUAAAGCGUUGCUAUCAGCACCGAUUAAUAAAAUGCCAAAAAGAACGAAUACAGUUGUCAUGAACCAAUUCAAAAUUUCAUCAAUUCCAAUGGCCAAACCAAAUGGAAAACGACCAAAUGAUAACGAUAAAAGAUCGACGAGCAAAUGUCCAUCGAAAAAUGCAUCAAAACUUCGUCGUCUUUUUGGAGACAGUGACAGCGAAUAUGAUUCGGACAUGGGCGAUUUCAUUGACGAUGAUGAAGAGGCCAACGAUUAUUCGAAAGAAAUUCGAAACAUAUUUGGCUAUGAUAAGAGACGUUAUCGAGAUGAAGAUGAUGACAUUAGCAACAUGGAGAGUUCAUAUGCACAACAACAACGCGAAGAAUUUGUUAGCAAAAAGAUUGGAUUGAUGGAAGACUUGGAAGAUAUGCGACAAGAAGCUGAAGAAAAAAAGAGAAGAGCAAUAAAACAUCGUUAA
Messenger RNA from Contarinia nasturtii (swede midge), 1074 nucleotides. Its product is annotated as protein SPT2 homolog. Gene Ontology annotation, biological process: regulation of DNA-templated transcription; nucleosome assembly. The record is from RefSeq and is a predicted model, not a curated record. The transcript has a single exon. NCBI's taxonomy places the organism in Eukaryota, Metazoa, Arthropoda, Insecta, Diptera, Cecidomyiidae. The annotation marks the transcript as partial. Gene Ontology annotation, molecular function: histone binding; DNA binding. Gene Ontology annotation, cellular component: nucleolus.